Messenger RNA from Dipodomys ordii (Ord's kangaroo rat), 298 nucleotides. RefSeq names its product coiled-coil domain-containing protein 47-like. Gene Ontology annotation, biological process: endoplasmic reticulum calcium ion homeostasis. The transcript is spliced from 3 exons. The annotation marks the transcript as partial. The record is from RefSeq and is a predicted model, not a curated record. Gene Ontology annotation, molecular function: calcium ion binding. Gene Ontology annotation, cellular component: endoplasmic reticulum. NCBI's taxonomy places the organism in Eukaryota, Metazoa, Chordata, Mammalia, Rodentia, Heteromyidae.
AUAUUUUUUCAUUUUGCAGUUCCUCAAGAGACAAGACUUACUGAAUGUCCUGGCCCGAAUGAUGAGGCCAGUGAGUGAUCAAGUGCAAAUAAAAGUAACUAUGAAUGAUGAAGACAUGGAUACCUAUGUAUUUGCUGUUGGCACACGAAAAGCUUUGGUACGACUACAGAAAGAGAUGCAGGAUCUGAGUGAGUUUUGUAGUGAUAAGCCUAAGUCUGGAGCAAAGUAUGGACUUCCAGACUCUUUGGCUAUCCUGUCAGAGAUGGGAGAAGUCACCGAGGGAAUGAUGGAUACAAAG